This is a messenger RNA of Passer montanus (Eurasian tree sparrow), 2399 nucleotides long. RefSeq names its product family with sequence similarity 151 member B (gene FAM151B). The coding region runs from base 34 to 924 and encodes 296 amino acids. The transcript is spliced from 5 exons. The record is from RefSeq and is a predicted model, not a curated record. NCBI's taxonomy places the organism in Eukaryota, Metazoa, Chordata, Aves, Passeriformes, Passeridae.
CCGGCGGGGCGGGACCGGGGAGCGGGCCGGGCCAUGGCGAGCGGGGCGCGGGGCGCCUGGAGCGAGUGGCCCGUGGAUCACUUCCUGCGCACCGGGCACAUCGCGGCCAGGGACGGGGCCGCCGUGCGCUGGUUCCACGCCGCCAACAGCAGGGCCCGGGCGGCGGAGGCCGCGCGAAGCGCCGUGCACAUGGUGGAGGUGGAUGUGGUGCUGCGGGGAGGGGACGGGGAGCCCAUCCUGGCUCACCCCCCCGACACCGACAGCGACAUCACCCUGCAGGAGUGGCUGGCACAGAUGGGCAGCACCAGCAAGGGCAUCAAGCUCGACUUCAAGAGCCUGGCCGCCGUGGGACCGUCUCUGGAGCUGCUGGGGCAGGCGGGGCAGGGCCUGGACGCGCCCGUGUGGCUGAACGGGGACAUCCUGCCGGGGCCCCGCGGGGGCUGCGCGCCGCUGGACGCCCGCGCCUUCCUGGGCGCCGUCACCUCCUCCUGCCCCGAGGCCACCCUGUCCCUGGGCUGGACCACGGGCUGCCACCGAGGCCAAGGCUACGAGUGGCCCUUGGUGCAGGAGAUGUGGCGGCUGUGCCACCCGCUGUCGCAGCCGGUGACGUUCGCGGUCAGGGCUGCGCUGGUGCCCGGCUCCGUCCCGCAGCUGCAGUGGCUGCUGCAGCAGUGCCACAGGUCAGUGCUGCUCCCAGCGUGUCCCUCAGCUGCAGGGCUGGCAGGGCCAGCCCAGUGCCAGCCCCUCGCCCGUCCUGAGCAGCCCUGUGUCACACACAGCCCACUGGCACUGGAAAUUAUUCUCCUCCCGGUGCUUCCCUUCCCACAGGCCUCAAAGCCUUUCAGUCCUCAGACAGAAGUGGCCACUAUUAAUUUCUGUAAAGUAGUUAAAUCCCAUAACCUUAUUUUUCAUUACCUGCUAUGAGGACUUUUGAAUGGUGCGUAGGUGUGCAACCCAGUUGUGCUGCAAACAUUUCCUGAGAUUAAUGUAGUUAAAUAGACUAAAUAGUCUGAUGUUGCAAUUGAGAAUUCAUGCAAUCCAAAGACUUUGUAUUGGAUUCGCUAUUUAUGUUAUUUUAUAGCAUUUUUGAAAAAUGUCAAAGAUGAUUUUUAGAUUGGAAAUCAGGUGUUUCCCUCCAAGCUAAUUAAUUUUGCUGAGGCACUUGAAAUGUACUCAGUGGUUUUCAUACAGGAACUUACAUUGUCCUUUAGAAAUAAUUCUUACCAACCCCUAACCAUUUCAUUAUAAAAAUUAUUCACAUGUAAUAGAAUGAGAAUAAAACCAGCUUCCCAUAUAUUGCCAUUUACUCAUCUUUUUCAACCGCUUUGCCUACCCACAGCUUAAUAAAACUGUUCCAGCCAAGGUCUAAGCCCAAGACAGAAAACCUAAGGGAAUCUCUGAAAAAUUUCUAAUUAUUUAGAACAACAGGGCGGGCAAAUAAAGUGCUGAUAUUCUUUUUUACGGUGAAGACUGAAAACAGAAAUUAGAAUUAAGCAGUUAAAACUAGGAAAUUGAUUAAAAAAUACUAUUGCAUUAGGAAUGUAUCUUAAUAAUUGUGUCAAUUUCAAAUAUCAUUGGAUACAAACAUUAUUUUCACGGAAAUAUUAGGAUUUGCUCUUUUACCUCAUAAGACUCAGGGGGGUUCUUCAAUGGCAUUAGAAGACAGAAAUUCCUGAGCCAGUUUUGCUCACAUACAACUGAAUUCUGAUGUAUCAAUUUUUUAAAGUAACACAAUUUUGCUAAACAAGGGGGAAAACCUAAAUAUAUAAGUCAUGUGGAGGAUGUGGAAGUAAUGCUUUAACUGAAUGAUGUUUUGGGGGAUUUCAGUGUUUUUUUGAGAAGUUCUGUGCAAUUAAUGAGAUUUGGCUUAGGUGGCAUCUCUACACAUCACUGAUGUGACACAGCACAGAGCACAGCAAUCACCUGUGUCUGGGAUUGCAUCAUAUUUCCUGUUUUGAGGCUCAGUUUGUGGCUGUUGAUCAAUUUACCAAAACUGAAAUGCUUAUUCUGGUAAAUUUCUUUGCUGGAUAUUUACCUGAAGUUUUUAAUUUAAAUCUCUCUGAGGUUUGGUAGAACAGUCACAGAUAAAUUGCUCUGGGGGUGCAGUUGUUUGUAUUUAAUUACUUUUCUAAAGUUAGGAUGCUGUAAUCCUGAGUAUUUUUAGGAGUCUAUUAGUGCAGUGUCUUCCUGGUUUCCAUGCUUUAUCCUGACAUACUCUUUUUCUCUUUGUUUUGUUCGUUUUCUCCCUUUCUCUGGACAUAGGUACAGCCUCACUGUUUGGACAGGAAAGGAGGAUGUGUAUUCUGUAGACGACUUGCUUCUCAUCCGAGACAAUUUCGAUAAAAGUAGGGUUUACUACGACAUUUUUGAGCCACAAAACUCUGAAUUCAAAAAAGCCA